AUGGCGCUACGCCUCUCCACCCCGCUACUCAUCGCAGAUCGCGUGCGGACCAGCUGGACAUAUCGCGGGGGAGUUCGGUUUUCUCUUCCGCGGUUUAUGAUAACAAAGCGAACGUAUCUGUCGACGAAAUUCCGCCGGCCGUCAACAGUCACGAAAUGGGGAAAUCCCCAGUACACGCUCCCCUCAAAAGUCCAGCGAGAGAAGCAAGAAAACACGGAAGGAGACUCGGAUCAAACAACGUCUGAAGAAUCAAGAGGGAGGGGAGAGCAGAAGGAAAUUGGGAGGAGCGGGAAGUUCGCGGGAAAAGAGAAAAAGGCAACUGAUACGGUGGCGCAGGAAGUGCACACUCCCAAAUACUGUGAUAUGCUUUUUCUGCAUCAAGAAGAUCAAAAACGCAGGAUAAGGCCGCAUGCAAAUUUCUUUUUCCGGUGA
Messenger RNA from Neospora caninum, 432 nucleotides. RefSeq lists its product as hypothetical. The record is from RefSeq and is a predicted model, not a curated record. The coding region runs from base 1 to 432 and encodes 143 amino acids. NCBI's taxonomy places the organism in Eukaryota, Apicomplexa, Conoidasida, Eucoccidiorida, Sarcocystidae. The transcript has 2 exons.